Molecule: messenger RNA, 1332 nt
Organism: Aspergillus nomiae NRRL 13137
Lineage: Eukaryota; Fungi; Ascomycota; Eurotiomycetes; Eurotiales; Aspergillaceae
Product: glycosyltransferase family 69 protein
Exons: 1
Coding region: 1-1332 (443 amino acids)
Source: RefSeq, a predicted model, not a curated record
AUGGGCUCUCAUGCAUCUAAAUUGGACUGGAAAUUCGCUCAGCGCCAUGUCUUACGCCUUGCCGUAGCCACGGCGGCCCUCCUUUCGUUGGCAUUCCUCUACGUCAAUUCUAAUGUGGAAUCAUCAAUAAUGGUUGACGCCAUCCGAGUAAAUAAUAAAACGCAGUCCUGCAUAGACUUCGACCCUGCAAUCGUAUCCGAGAAGCUGCAUUCAACCAUAGGGCUGAAGGAACACACGUACAAUAACGCUGAGAUUUCGGACUUUGUGUGCAGUAUCAUUAAGCAUAAUAUGAGUCUGACUGCCAAGCUUGACUGCGCCGUGUCCGUUGACUCCCGAUAUGAACAUCUGCGGCCCUCGCCAUCCGGGCCCGCCCGGAUUCAAUACUACUUUGCAUUGGAUCUCUACCAAGCUGCCCACAUCAUUCUUCCGCUCAUGGGCGCUAUAAUGGAGGCAAUACGCUAUCUGGGACCCGAGUACUGUGCGUUAUCGAUCGUGGAGGGCCGAUCGACGGACGGUACAUACGCUAUCCUGGCUGGAUUAAAGUCUGAGCUCGCUGCCAUGGGCGUGCCCUACUUCCUCACCCGAAGCUACCUGGACCCCAAAGCGGGAGGGGAAAAUCGCAUCACGGCAUUAUCGCACCUCCGCAACCUCGCCCUCGAACCGUUACUAGAAGAGAGCAGGACUAAACAUAGCCGGCUUGCCUCCAAGCCUACCAUUAUCUUCGUGAAUGACAUCGUGCUCUGUCCCGAAGAUAUUCUUGAACUAGUACAUCAGCAUGCCCUGCAGUCCGCAUCCAUGACCUGCGCUUUUGACUGGAACACUCACGGACGCAAAUUCUACGACUCCUGGGUGUCACGCUCGAUGUCGGGCAAUCUGUUCUUCGAAGUGACUCACGAUGCCAAGCAUUGGCUGCACGACGACAUGUUCUUCGACCAUCCCGACAGUGCAGCUCGAUGGGAUCAAUCCCUCCCGAUACAGGUUUAUUCCUGCUGGGGCGGAAUGGUCACGCUCGACGCGGAUCCGUUUCUGCAGCGAAGCAUUGCAUUCCGCAGCUCAGAAAAGGACGAAUGCUACAUGGGUGAGCCAAUGACACUCGCCAAAGAUCUCUGGAAGCUGGAUCGGGCCAAGAUCCUCGCCGUGCCUUCCGUGAAUGUUGCAUACGAAUACAACGAAGCACAGGAGGCGAAGGAAAUGCGCGGAUACGUCCACAAGACUGUCAACCACACGCAAUACAACACAGAAGCGGAGCUGGUGAAAUGGCAGAGCACCCCUCCACCCAUGGUGAAAUGCAUGCCGGUGUUCGAACGACAAUGGUGGACGUCGCCAAUUUAA